Messenger RNA from Arvicanthis niloticus (Nile rat), 4423 nucleotides. RefSeq names its product pre-mRNA processing factor 39 (gene Prpf39). Gene Ontology annotation, molecular function: pre-mRNA 5'-splice site binding; protein binding. NCBI's taxonomy places the organism in Eukaryota, Metazoa, Chordata, Mammalia, Rodentia, Muridae. Gene Ontology annotation, biological process: RNA processing; mRNA 5'-splice site recognition. The record is from RefSeq and is a predicted model, not a curated record. Gene Ontology annotation, cellular component: U1 snRNP; U2-type prespliceosome; commitment complex.
AGUCUGGUCCCGAAGAGGCGGCGGCGGCGCUGGUGGUGGUGGCGGCGGUAGCUGCGCGGACUGAGGCGUUGGCAGGCCCACCUUUGGCGAUCCUGGCCCAGGCUUCGGCUCAUGGCACCGAGCAGCAUCCAUCGUGAGAUCAUUAACUGAAGACCAAAUAAAUAGCUAUGCAAAAUUCCCACAUGGAUGAGUACAGGAACUCUGAUAAUGGCAGCACAGGCAACAGUUCAGAGGUAGUAGUAGUAGAGCAUCCAGAUUUUAGUACAGAGAUUAUGAACGUUACGGAGAUGGAGCAGUCCCCUGAUGCCUCUCCCAGCGCACAUGCAUCUACAGAGGAAAAUGAAAUGGCAAAUGCUGUGGACCUUCCAGUGACAGAAACAGAAGGAAACUUCCCUCCGGAGUUUGAAAAAUUUUGGAAAACUGUAGAAACGAAUCCUCAGGAUUUUACAGGCUGGGUAUAUCUGCUUCAGUACGUAGAACAGGAGAAUCACUUGAUGGCUGCCAGGAAAGCAUUUGACAAAUUUUUUAUACACUACCCGUAUUGCUAUGGUUACUGGAAAAAGUAUGCAGACCUUGAAAAGCGACAUGACAACAUUAAACAAUCAGAUGAGGUGCGUUAAACCUCUACAGUUUGUCAAGCUUUGCAGUGCAAGCCUCUGUAUUACACUGCAGCUUAACAAGUAGGGCAGGGCUUUUCUCUCACUUACAUUUAUUUCUCAUUUUCCAAACAAUAUAGUUGGUUUGCUAGUCACAUUUGCUACGUCUUAUUGCAUUUUUGGUCAGACGCUGUCAUUGAUGCUCUAAUGGGUCUGUGCCCUAUGGUCUGUAACCCAAAGCCUGCCCACACAACCCGGUCAGAAUGCAGGGACUGCUGCGCUUUGAAGAUCAAGACUCUGCACGUGGGGAUCAGAACAUUGCCAUGUUCUAUCCAACCUCCACCCAAAUGGUUUAUCGACGAGGUCUUCAGGCAAUACCUCUUAGUGUUGAUCUUUGGAUACAUUAUAUAAACUUCUUAAAAGAAACAUUGGACCCUGGUGAUCCUGAGACAAACAGUACAAUAAGAGGAACUUUUGAGCAUGCUGUUCUAGCUGCAGGAACGGAUUUUCGAUCUGACAAAUUAUGGGAAAUGUAUAUAAACUGGGAGAAUGAGCAGGGAAAUCUGAGAGAAGUCACAGCUGUGUAUGACCGUAUUCUUGGUAUUCCAACACAGCUGUACAGCCAUCAUUUCCAAAGAUUUAAAGAACAUGUACAAAAUAACUUGCCUAGAGAUCUUUUAACUGGUGAACAGUUUAUUCAGCUGAGAAGGGAAUUAGCUUCUGUAAAUGGACACAGUGGUGAUGACGGACCUCCUGGUGAUGACCUUCCAUCAGGAAUUGAAGACAUAACGGAUCCAGCAAAGCUGAUUACUGAAAUAGAAAACAUGAGACAUAGAAUCAUUGAAAUUCAUCAAGAAAUGUUUAAUUAUAAUGAGCAUGAAGUUAGUAAGAGGUGGACAUUUGAAGAAGGUAUUAAAAGACCUUAUUUUCAUGUGAAACCAUUGGAAAAGGCUCAGCUAAAAAACUGGAAAGAAUACUUAGAAUUCGAAAUUGAAAAUGGGACUCAUGAAAGAGUUGUGGUUCUCUUUGAAAGAUGUGUCAUAUCUUGUGCUCUCUAUGAGGAGUUUUGGAUUAAGUAUGCCAAGUACAUGGAAAACCAUAGCAUUGAAGGAGUGAGGCAUGUCUUCAGCAGAGCUUGUACUGUUCAUCUCCCGAAGAAACCCAUGGCACAUAUGCUUUGGGCAGCUUUUGAAGAACAACAAGGGAAUAUUAAUGAAGCCAGGAUUAUCUUGAGAACGUUUGAAGAAUGUGUUCUAGGACUGGCAAUGGUUCGAUUGCGAAGAGUAAGUCUAGAGCGACGGCACGGAAAUAUGGAAGAAGCUGAACAUUUGCUUCAAGACGCUAUAAAGAAUGCCAAAUCAAAUAAUGAGUCGUCAUUUUAUGCUAUCAAACUAGCCCGACAUCUUUUCAAAAUACAGAAAAAUCUUCCAAAAUCAAGAAAGGUACUUUUGGAAGCAAUGGAAAAAGAUAAGGAGAACACAAAGUUAUACCUCAACUUACUUGAAAUGGAAUACAGUUGUGACCUCAAGCAAAAUGAAGAAAAUAUCCUCAAUUGCUUUGACAAAGCCAUACAUGGUUCAUUGCCUAUUAAAAUGAGAAUUACAUUUUCUCAAAGAAAAGUGGAAUUCCUUGAAGAUUUUGGUUCAGAUGUUAAUAAGCUUCUAAAUGCAUAUGAUGAACAUCAAACACUUCUAAAAGAACAGGAUUCUUUAAAAAGGAAAGCUGAAAAUGGCUCAGAAGAACCAGAAGAAAAGAAAGCACACACAGAAGAUAUGUCAUCAGCACAGAUCAUUGAUGGGGAUUUACAGGCAAAUCAAGCUGCAUAUAAUUACAGUGCCUGGUAUCAGUACAAUUAUCAGAAUCCUUGGAAUUACGGACAGUAUUAUCCUCCACCUCCAACCUGAUGGAAAAAUAUAAAUUUCAGAUGGCUUAUAUGAGAUAUGUGGAAUUAUUUUUUUUGAAGGAUGUAAACAUAGCAUAAGCUUGUAUUUGAUAAUUUGUCUUCCCAGUUUCUGUAUAACAUUUGUUUAGUUAAUAGCGGGAAAUGUCAAUUAAUAGUGUACCAUAGAAACUUUCCUACCAUUUUUAAAAUUUACUUUUUAUUGGAGAACUAUUUUUUUUAUUUUUAUUUUAUCUUAUUUUUUUGCAUUAAAUGAUCUAGAAUUCUUUUGCAGCUCAUGCAGGAGAUUUGUAGCCUUAACUGUUGGGGAAAAACUGACUAUAAAUCAUGUCAGUUAAAAAAGAUUUGGGGAAAAAAAAAAUAAGGGCUGGUUAUUGAGAAUUUUGCCUCCUAUAAUAUAAAAAAAUACUUAAAAAAUUGACUUUAACCUCAAACCCUAAGGCUGUCUAUGUUUCAGUUAUACUGGGGAAUUUGGCUCUUAACUCCAGCAUAGAUGAACCGGAGCUCUGCCUUUGAAUAGACUAUAGUGAGAAAGUGUAAAGUCAGCAUCCCCUUAAGAAAUGAAAUAUCACAAUAUGUUUUAGGAGAGUUUGUAUCUAGAAUAUUCAUGUAAAACUUAUGAGCAAGCUUUCAUUUUGAUCAAACUUACCAUUUUUGUAAUAAAAAUGAAGACUCAUACAGCAAUUGUUUAUGAAUUCAUUUGGGGGAGGAACACAAAAUAGAAACAUUGUCUUAGAGUCAGCUUUAAAUUUAUUAUCUUCCAACUAGAAUGUUUUAGUUGCUUUGGUUUUUGUCAAGUUCUGUGCCUUUUAACAUUGACCAUGAAGUAUUAUUUAUUAAAUGUCCGUGGACAGAGCCAGCCACCUUAAUGAGCAGUUCAACUCUUUGGAUAAAGUCACUAGUUCUUAUGUAACAAUAAUAACACAGAACACAGAAUAAAUCAGUCAAGACAAUCCAUGACAUUUUUAUUGAGCCUAUUGAGGUAAAAGGAAAAGCAGCUCUCCUGAAUACUUUACAUAGCUGUAGGAAAAUAUCUGAGACUUAAAGGGAGUUACAGGGGAUUACACUUCUCAAAAGCUGAGAGGAAGUAAACAAGCUUUCACUCUUUAAGCUUCCAGUUGACUCUUCCCUUACAACAGUAACAAGCUCUAAUUAGGUUUUUAUGUUUGCUGAUGUACUGAUCUGAAGUACUGGUUUCAGUCGAUAUCUACUAAUUCCACUUCAAAAAUGAGCUUUGUGUUUGGUGGAAUUCUAUGGGAAAUUGUCAAGGAAAAUUUGAAAAGUGCCUCUCCCCCAACCACUAAACCGUAGCACAAUAUUAGAGUUGUGAAAUCAGAUUAUGUGUGUGGUGGAGACAAAAUUAAAAGUAAGCCAGAGAUUGUACCAGUAAAUUUAAGAGGACAGGUUUGUAUUUCACUCAGGCUAGCUUGAGUUUCUUAAAAGUAUACUUGAUGAUCAAUACCUCACUAAUGCUACCAAAUUAGCCAGUAUCUUAUGAAGGUUGCACUGUAUUCAUGUAUGUCAGUAGAAUAUGUGAUCUACUGUGAAUUAAAAGACAAGUUUAGGUGUGCUAUGGGUGCACAGCUUUAAAUCCCAGCACUCAGAAGGCAGUGGCAGAUGAUCUCUGAAUCUGAGGACAGCCUUGUCUGCACAAACUAAACAAAAAAGUGAGAAGGCUUUCUUCUUGAAACAUUUGAAGACUACACAGAGGACUCCCAGCCUCAAGCCUCACUCCUUAUCAUCUACAAAUUACAGUAUCAAAAUCUGGCCAACAAGAAUGAAAUCAACAAAAAUGACCUUCCCACUCUAUUAGAUCAAUUUAGUCUAAAUGGUCUAGAAUUAUUGCCUUUCUGCUUUUUGUAAGUGUUGACAAACUGGGCCCUAUCAUAGAAAUGCUGUUAUCAUUAAUAAAUGCUUACUAACAUUA